AUGACAUUCAAGUUGAUUGAGCCGCACCCUUCGGUGCCCAAGUCCAACUACGUCCACUCUGGUCGCGGUGGCGCCGGCAAUAUUGUGCACAUUGAUGCAAAAGAAGCAACCGAUCCGCACUCGGCCUCGGGCCCUGCCUCGCGCAUCGCCCUGAGCCAGCCCGCCACCGGCUCCGUCUUUGCCUCUGGUCGCGGUGGCGCCGGCAACAUGCACCAGCAGACCGAGCGUGCUCUGUUCAGCUUCGACGAGGAACUCCAGCGCCAGCAGACCAUCUCCGAGCGCGCCGCUCCCGUCUACCACAUCGGCCGCGGCGGCGCGGGCAACACCGUCGACGAGAUGCGUCCCCGUGCCAGCCGCAGCAGCACCAGCUCUGCCGUCAGCAAUACCAGCUCCAAGCGCCGCGGAAGCAGCGGCAGUCGCAGAAGCAGCAGCGAUGGCGGCGUCUGGGCACGUCUCGGCCGGACAUUUUCUUCCGGAUAG
Molecule: messenger RNA, 480 nt
Organism: Xylona heveae TC161
Lineage: Eukaryota; Fungi; Ascomycota; Xylonomycetes; Xylonales; Xylonaceae
Exons: 1
Coding region: 1-480 (159 amino acids)
Source: RefSeq, a predicted model, not a curated record